UGCAAACUCUCACACUCUCUCAUCUCACCACGUGUCCACCUUCUUCCACACGUCACACCACCACCUCCUAUUAUAAACCCUCACUUAUCUCUCAUUAUUUUCUCUCUCAUCCAAAAAAAACUAAACAUUCUUUAAAAAAAAAAAUGGCAGAUCAAUCUUAUCGCCAAGAUAUUUAUCUAAGAGGUAGUCAAGGUCAAGGUCAAGAUCUUCAACAAAGAGGUCAAGAAGCAGUUCAAAGUUUCAAACAUUUUCUACAUGAAAAAGCCCCUUCAUCAUCAAAUGUUGUUGCAUUUGCUACUAUUUUACCAUUAGGAGGCUUUCUUUUGGGCCUUUCUGGGCUGGCUUUUGUUGGUUCUCUUAUUGGGCUCGCGCUUACGACACCGUUGUUUGUUCUCUUUAGCCCGGUUAUUGUACCGGCUGUUUUGACUAUUGGGCUUGUUGUUUUGGGCUUUUUGGUUGCCGGAGGUUUUGGGAUCACCGGCCUUUCAGCUUUUUCGUGGAUUAUUAAUUAUUUUAGGGGGUACGAAAUGGGUCAUGCGGCGGGUAUGGAUAUGGAUCAUGUUUCAAGGUGGGCUCAUGACAAGGCUGGUGAUAUGGGUCAUAGAGUUAAGGAAAUGGGCCAAGGUAUUAAAGAUAGAGUCCGCGGGGAAUGAAAGAAAGUUGUAAUAUGGGCCUAUUAGGCCUUGUAGGCCUUUUGAGUCAGUGAGGGUAAAAUGGUCAAUAUGUUUUUUUUUUAGUGUUUUUAUGUUUUUGUUUUGUGGGAUGUUUUGCAUCUAAUAAUGCCAUAAUUUGUGCAAUUUAGAAUUUUGAUAUCAAGUUUUAAGUGGCUUCUUAUGUGAAGAGGCAAUUGUUAAGAGAAAUGGUGCUUUGUGAUUG
Messenger RNA from Chenopodium quinoa (quinoa), 876 nucleotides. Its product is annotated as oleosin 16.4 kDa-like. Bases 144 to 653 code for a protein of 169 amino acids. The record is from RefSeq and is a predicted model, not a curated record. Gene Ontology annotation, biological process: seed oilbody biogenesis; lipid storage; response to freezing. The transcript has a single exon. Gene Ontology annotation, cellular component: membrane; monolayer-surrounded lipid storage body. Lineage: Eukaryota; Viridiplantae; Streptophyta; Magnoliopsida; Caryophyllales; Amaranthaceae.